Callorhinus ursinus (northern fur seal) is the source of this 1702-nucleotide messenger RNA. The record is from RefSeq and is a predicted model, not a curated record. NCBI's taxonomy places the organism in Eukaryota, Metazoa, Chordata, Mammalia, Carnivora, Otariidae.
CCCUGGCCCCGGGACUGCUCAGUUCCCCGCGCCCGCCAGGGAUAAAAGCGGUUCUCCCGGCUCCGGGAGCCACAGAAUCCGCUCCGCCAGCUCGCGCUGCAGCUCGCCAGCUCCAGGCCCCGCCGCCCCGACUCUCCGAGCUGAGCCCCAUGGCCCGCGCCGCCACCGCCGCCGCACCCCGCGCUCUCCGCCUCGUCGGCGCCGCGCUGCUGCUCCUGCUGCUGGUCCCCGCCGGCCGCCGCGCCGCAGGGGCGCCCGUGGCCGCCGAGCUGCGCUGCCAGUGCUUGCAGACCUUGCAGGGAAUUCACCUCAAGAACAUCCAGAACGUCAAGGUGACGCCCUGGGGACCCCACUGUCCCCAAACCGAAGUCAUAGCCACUCUCAAGAAUGGGCAGGAGGUUUGUCUCAACCCCGAAGCCCCCAUGGUCAAGAAAAUCAUCAAUAAGAUGCUAAACAAGUGAGUUGUGCUUUUUGUUCACACAUGGGACUAGAGCCAUUGGUCACUAAUACUGGCAAAUGCCUCCAGAAAGUUUUACCAAGGAAACCCAGGGUUUAGCUGAAGGACUGAAAAUCAAGGACUUUGCCGUGAAUCCCUGCCCUAAGUGUAAUUUAGGCUCCACAUUUUAUUAUUCCUGUAAGCCCAGGGAAAGUACUGAAUCUCUUUAAGUCUCAAUUGUAUGGAAAAAUAGAAGUAGCUACUUCCAGGUGUUUGCUAUGAGGUUUAAGUGAAGUCCCGAAUGUAAUUUUUUAGUCUACUGUGACAUUACAUUCUGGCUCUUUGAGGCUAAUAAUACAAUUGGGAUCACAGGCCCCUUAUUCCUGAUUAGACAGCAUCCAGGAGCCUGGCAUUUUCUGCCUCAUAGGGCAGUGAUGUAGGUAGUGACCACAUGGCACGGGGCUAUGCCAUCAGUUUAUGGAAUCCUAUUAACAGCAACCAUUUUCUCCUCACAGGGGCAGCACCCACUGAGCUAGAGAGAAGGCAGACGCCUGACUUACUGUUGCAGCCUUAGUGAAGUGGGAGCAGAAGAAGAGAAACAAAAACCUCCUGAGACCCCCUGGACUGUGUUUAAUGUAUUUGACUCUUGCCUAGGAGUAUUCUUCUAUUUUUUGAAACAUAUUUAUUUAUUAUUUAUUUAUUUAUUUAUUUUCUCAAAGCUAGCACAUUAAUGUCCUAGCUAAUAUUUAAAGAUAUGAAUUUGGUAAUUUGCUGUACUAUUGUCUUAAAAGGUCAUUUUUAUGUUCCAUUAAAGUUGGUUCAGUUCUAUUAUUUAAUUUGUAGAUGACAAGUCUUAAAUAUUCUUCAUUCAUUAAAUUAUUAUUUCUUGGGGGGAUGGUGGGGGAAACCAUGCCAUAUCAGUCACCAUGAUGAAGGCUGGCGAUAAAUAGUGUGGGAUCCAAGCAAAUAAAUCCCUGUUAAGGUCAUGGGAUGUAUGUGCACCUCUGUUUUUGUACUGUUGAGAAGAAUGCUGGUUGUUAUUUAUGGAGAGAAUUUCACAGUAUGUGGUCAACAUUUCUGAUGUUGAAGCUUUAAAAAAACUCCAAUGUUUUAAAUAUCCCUUGGACAUUUUAUGUCUUCCUUGUAAGGCAUAGUGCCUUGUUUAGUGUUAAUUAUGUGGUGUUUCUCUAUGUCUUGGAAUAGAGAAGUUUAAAUAUUUAUCGAUGUAUUUUUAUAAAUAGCGUGAAAAUAAAGCUAUUUACAAAA